GGAGGCGAGAAGAAGGACGAUAUGUAGGGUGAGGAAGGAGGCGGACUGAGAGAUCGCUGCUACGAGGUGCCGAGUCUCACCCAUCCGACAUCACCUGCAGCUGGGCGGGACUCGACCACAUAUAUGCCGCUCCUCAGCAGAACCGGACCGCUGUGCAGGACCAUCUGAACCGGACGCCGUGCAGGACUACCUGGACAGAACCGCUAUUGGACCGUUUACUGGACCGCUACAUGAUCAUGUACUGAGCCGGACCGGACCUUAAUAGGACCAUGUACGCCGCUGGAUCGCUGUAGGACCAUAUUGAGCUGGACCGCUAUAGGACCUUGUACUGAGCCGGACCGCAAUAGGACCAUGUACUGAGCUGGACCGCCCCAGGACCAUGUACUGAGCCGGACCGCUACAGGACUGCCUUUAUAAGCUCCGUCGGACGGGCAGGAGCCUUCCGUCCGCCGGUCCAUGCCGAUGUUGUGGGCUGACGUGGACGACAGUGUCAAACAAGGACAAUUCCUCUUUUAUAAAGAUUCUCCGUGUUCUGUUGUUGCCGACGGGAGGGCGUAGGGCGUUUCUCCGGUAGACCCCCGUGCUGCCGGGCCUUGGACCGGGGAACGUCUCCUCACAGCAGGGCGUCCACCACCAUGCCUGCCGUGUAACGGGCGGUGGAUUCUCCUCUACGAGUACGCGGAAGGUGGUUGUCCGUCCUAAGGAAGAGUUAUUAUGGGCUGUCUGGGAGGGGGCAGUCAGACAGAGGACCAACGUCUGGACGAGAAGAAUCGGAGAGAGGCCAACAAGAAGAUCGAGAAGCAACUUCAGAAAGAGCGCCAGUCGUAUAAAGCAACGCACAGACUCCUGCUGCUAGGAGCAGGAGAGUCCGGGAAGAGUACCAUCGUCAAGCAGAUGAGGAUUCUCCACGUUGACGGUUUCGAUGAUGAGGAGAAGAAGGAGAGGGGGCAAGACAUCAGGAAGAAUGUAAAGGACGCCAUCGUGGCGAUCAUAACAGCCAUGGGCACGCUGACUCCCCCUAUCCCAGUGGGUAACCCUGCCAACCAACCCAGAAUCGACUACAUCAAGAGCAUCGCACCGCUCUCUGACUUCGAAUACACUGAGGAGUUCUUUGAGAACGUGGACAAGCUGUGGGUGGACGAGGGCGUGAAGGUGUGCUUCGAGCGCUCCAACGAGUACCAGCUCAUCGACUGUGCUCAAUAUUUUCUGGAGAAGUUGGAUCAUAUCAGAAGCGUUGACUACAUUCCGACCGAUCAGGAUCUUCUGCGCUGCCGAGUUCUGACUUCAGGGAUCAUUGAGACCAGGUUUCAAGUGGAUAAAGUCAACUUUCAUAUGUUUGACGUUGGAGGGCAAAGAGAUGAACGGAGGAAAUGGAUUCAGUGCUUUAACGAUGUGACAGCCAUCAUCUUUGUAGCAGCUAGCAGCAGUUACAACAUGGUGAUCAGAGAGGAUAACUCGACCAACCGGCUUCGAGAAUCACUGGACCUUUUUAAAUCCAUCUGGACAAACCGGUUUCUGAAGACGAUCUCGGUCAUUCUGUUCCUGAACAAACAGGACAUGCUGGCCGAUAAGAUCCUGGCGGGAAAGUCCAAACUAGAGGACUACUUCCCUGACUACGCCCAGUACACCCAGCCCGUGGAUGCUUUACCAGAUGCUGGUGAGGACCCGUUGGUGACGAGAGCAAAAUUCUUCAUAAGAGACCAGUUUCUGACAAUCAGCACAGCCAGUGGAGAGGGGAAGCACUACUGCUAUCCCCACUUCACCUGCGCCGUGGACACGGAGAACAUCCGCAGAGUCUUCCAGGACUGUCGAGACAUCAUCCAGCGCAUGCACCUCCGACAGUACGAGCUCUUGUGAUUGGUCCUGGAGAAUCAGCCGGUCACAUCAUUGACCAAUCAGGAAACAGACUGGAACAUUCUAGUUAGUCCAUAACAUAGACCAUGUAUAAUUAAAGACAAGUACUAUUUAUAUUUGAAAAAGUGAUCCGACCCGCCUGAACAGUGGUUAAUAUGCAGCUCCUGAUGAGAGAUGACCUCUUCCCACAAUGUGCCUCAAACUGCAAAUACAUCACAGGUCAUUCUAUCACCUUCAAACCUGCUCACCCAUUCAGGUACAUGUCGGAGGUCAUCCUAAUGCCCUGCAACCUGCUUACCUGUCCAGGUAGAGGGCAGAGGUCAUCUUAAUGCUCUCCGACUGGCUAACCCAUCCAGGUAGGGGUCAUCUUAAUGCUCUCCGACUGGCUAACCCAUCCAGGUAGGGGUCAGAGGUCAUCUUAAUGCUCAUCGACUGUCUAACCUAUCCAGGUAGAGGUCAGAGGUCAUCCUGCAUGAACACUGAAUGAUGGAUGGAUGAACCAGUUGAACUCUCCAUUCUAAAGUUCAAGAGUUUUUUUACAACCUUAGCAUUCGAUUUAUAAACAAAAGGGUCUAUGGGUUUAUUUAUAUAUUUAAAUACAGAUAGGGAGCCCUCUUUAUUUAUUUGUAUAUAAAGGAUGUAGCUUUAACAGAUGCUUCAUGUUAUACAAAGUGGUGGUGUUUAUUUUCAAGCAUGUUUCGACCAGCUGUCGGCUGGGAUUAUUAACUACACUAGUCAAAGAUAACUACUAGUCAAGGAUUAUUAUAUGAUAUCACGCAAGCCUGUUACUGACAUAGUGACUCCUGGACAGCUGAACGAAGUGCUACAUACAGGUGGAGUUUGUUUUGAAGUGAAUUGUAAUAUACCGCCAGCUGGGCUUACAAAACGUGUUUCUGAAUAACUCAACAUGUCAAAUUAACUCACUCAACAUGUUAUCAAUUUACUCAACCUGUCCAAUUAAAUAACUUGAAUUAACCUGGUCAGCAUGCCAUGUUACCAUACUCAAAAUUAGACGUUAACCAACAUGUUAUGUCAACUAUCUCAACAUGUCAUGUUGACUAACUGAACGUCUCGCGGUAACAGUUGACGUGUACAUACAUGUAUAUGCAUUUACGGUGCAUAGUGCAUGGUUUAGAGGGAGCAUCCUUAUAGAUUGAGGUUUUUGCGUGUGCUCUCUUGACACGUAUUUACGUGUGCACAGAGCAUCGUGUAAAACCAGAGCAUCGUGUAAAACCUCUCUCCAUUAUUUCAUAGGACAAUCGGAAUGUUGUUGAUGACAUGUACAACGUUUAUUCUCUCGGCAUGUUAGUGUCCCCCAUGUCUCUGCCCAAGGCACAGCCCGCUUCGUUCUAGUUGGAGCUCAACGGUUAAAUGUUAAACUACAGUACAGGGUAACUCCAUUGUUGAGUUCGGGUAGGCAAGUUGGAGAAACCCACUAGAGUAGGCUCGAUUUAGAGUUUCCAACUGAAAUAAUUCCAUUAUCCUUUCAGGCCACACCCCCAAAUCACUGGCUCGCUAGCUUUAGCAGUAGGUCUGCCAAGCCUUAUGGUAGAGUUGGUCAAUCGCAAUGAGGCCACAGGCAGAGUGUGCGAAGGCAGCCGGGUAGGUAGGUAGGUAGACAGACUGUUAUGCCGCCCAAUCAUUUCAUUCGCCCAGAAUGAAGUGAUUUGGUGUGCUCAUUAAUGACCGGCAACGGCCACUGAUACCAUACAUAUUUCCUAUUGUUUCAGAGCAUUUGACUAAUGCCUCUAAAAUGAAUUGCUUAAAACAGCGUUAAAUACAAACUUUGGUUAGCUGCUUACUUGUUGUUGAAACUCAAAUGUUUAAUAGAAACGGUACAGUUAGCUGAUAACUUGUAGGUGAAACUCAAAUCUUAAAUUUAAACGGUACAGUUAGCUGCUUAAUUGUAGUUGAAACUCAACUCAUAAAUAUAAACAGUAGAGCUGCUAACUUGGAGGUGAAAUCCAACUGGUUAAUGUAGAAGGUACAGUUAGCCAGGGUUCGAGUUAGGUGGGAGCCAGUGGGAGCUGAGCUCCCAUAGAGAGAGGUCUGGCUCCCAUGAAAGCAGCAAGCUCAAAUAUCUGUGGGGGUCUCUGAAAAUACAGCCGCAUAAUAUUGUAAUUACAAAUAAAGCUAUUUUCCCUUCCACAUACAGAGUAAUAUUGACGUUGAGUAAAGGAUAAUGGAACGCCGGUCAUUAUCGGGAAAAUAAGCCCAGACAGGGCGAACCAGACACCGUGUCUUGCUUCGACCUGAAGUGGCUUAUCAGCGCCCCCCCCAACCCCUGCUAACAACCGAGCGCAAGGCCGGCAUGGUCUUCUCCCCCCCCCCCCCGUCAACAACUUUAAAGGACCCCCACAGAGAUGGAAUCAUAAUUCAAUCCCUGCAGUUAGCUCCUAACUUGUUUUUGAAAUUCCACUGUUAAAUGAGGCCCUUUAUUAGUUAGCACAUUUUUACUCAUAAAUUGGAAACAUGAUCUGGGCAUGUUUCUUUGUCAUGUUAUAUUUGUUUAUCUUCCUUGCUAAGACAGACAUUUGUUGGCAUCUAUCUGUGUUUUAGGAAGGGGUUUUAUAGGCUACUGCGGGAGUUGUAAUGUUUUUAUGCACUACUGAUGUAGCACUAGAAUAUUUAAACCUGGUGUAAAGGUACAACAUGUAAUCCCUCUCUAGUGGUGGCUUGGUUUCUAACUAAUAUAUUUCUGUGGGACCUUUUUCUAAAUCAAAUUGGUGAAUGGGAUUUCUUUUCUAUCUUAAUAAAUAACAGCAAAUGUACUGUAAAUGAUAUAUCCAGAGACUGAGCUGAAUAAAUAGGUUUCUCUGCACAAUACACCUGUAUCUAACAAUUACCACCUGUAUCUAACCCCAACUGUGGUCGACUAAUCUUAAUGGAGCUGUGUAUAUGUAUAUGUAAGCUAUAUAUACAUAUAACUAAUGGAGCAUAGAUAUGAGAUCCUUUUAAAGUGUGUAUCAACUUUUCAUCAAAGUUUGUACAUAAUUCUAUAAUUAUUUAUAACUACUGUCUGCUCUUUUAUAAUGUGAAGCUUUGACCUCUGAACUCUGUGCCUUUCCUUCAUGGCGGUUGGUAUGACUACAAGGUUAAUUAACCCUUCUGAACCACAGAAGAGUCCAAACAUCGUUUUUUUUUAGUGAUGCUUUGUGGGAUAGACCUAAGUUACAUAAAUAAAUACAUUAAAGUCA
Molecule: messenger RNA, 5051 nt
Organism: Gadus morhua (Atlantic cod)
Lineage: Eukaryota; Metazoa; Chordata; Actinopteri; Gadiformes; Gadidae
Product: guanine nucleotide-binding protein G(olf) subunit alpha
Exons: 12
Coding region: 715-1857 (380 amino acids)
Biological process (GO): sensory perception of chemical stimulus; adenylate cyclase-activating dopamine receptor signaling pathway
Cellular component (GO): cytoplasm; heterotrimeric G-protein complex
Molecular function (GO): G-protein beta/gamma-subunit complex binding; GTPase activity; GTP binding
Source: RefSeq, a predicted model, not a curated record